This is a messenger RNA of Diuraphis noxia (Russian wheat aphid), 696 nucleotides long. RefSeq lists its product as uncharacterized. Lineage: Eukaryota; Metazoa; Arthropoda; Insecta; Hemiptera; Aphididae. The record is from RefSeq and is a predicted model, not a curated record.
AUGCGUGGUGCUUAUCAACUUAAUGAAAAUGAAUUACCUAAAGGUGAAUAUCUUAAACAUCCUAACAAUAAACAAAGUUAUCAUUCAUUGUGGUAUUUUAGAAAAUUAGUAGAUAUGACAUACAUUAAGCGGGACUGUCUCACCUAUUCACUAAAAUUGAACAAAGUGUUCUGUCUUUAUUGUAACUUAUAUAGAAAUAGUGAAAAUAGUUCAUGGAAAACAUAUGGUUAUAGUUAUUGGAAAAAUGGUUUAAUGACAAUAGUGAAACAUGAAACUUCAUCAACACAUGUAAUGUCUUCUUUAAAAAUUAAACUUAAAGAAAGUUGCUUACCUCUUAUACCAUCGAUCAUUGAAGAAAGAAAUUGUCAAGUUGCAUUCAAUCGAGAAAUAGUCAAACAAUUAAUUGAAAUAAUUAUAUCCUUAGCAAGGCAUUAUCUUUCUUUUCUUGGUUACCAAGAGGGCUGGGAAAGUGAUAUAAAAGGUAAUUUUAAAGACAUAGUCAUCUUGUUGGCUCAACAUUUAUCAGUGUUAUCAGUGCAUAACAAUAAAUUAAGUGAAGAAAAGAGGAAAAGAAACUGUGAGAUAAUGAGGGCAUAUCGUCAGCGUCAAAAAGAUUUGAAGAAAAUAGAAUACCUAGAUCCAAAAUCAGAUACUAAUCGUCAAGAAGAGUUCAGUCAACGAAUGUUGAUGAAUUAG